Molecule: messenger RNA, 480 nt
Organism: Punica granatum (pomegranate)
Lineage: Eukaryota; Viridiplantae; Streptophyta; Magnoliopsida; Myrtales; Lythraceae
Source: RefSeq, a predicted model, not a curated record
AUGUCAUCUCGAGCCAGGUUAGUCCUGGGCUACGUAGUCUACUCUGUAAAGCAGAAACUGAAGCAGGAGUAUGCAGGCCUUUCUGGCAGAGAGAUUCGGGAUUUGAGGUUGUCUGGUGUUGAAGGGAGGCAGAUCUUUGUCGUUGCAGUCACGAACACCAUUACUGUACCUGAGAUUGCUUUUACAGGAGACACAAUGUCUGACUUUAUAGCUGAUAGUGAUAACGUCGAUGUCUUGAGGGCUAAGAUUCUAAUCUUGGAGAGCACCUUCAUUAAUGACACGGUGACUGUCGAAGAUGCAAAAGAGUAUGGACACACUCACCUGUCAGAGAUUGUUGGGUAUGCAGAUAAGUUUCAGAACAAAGCCAUACUUCUAAUCCAUUUCUCAGCUCGACACAAACGUGAGGAAAUCGAAGCAGCUGUCUCUGCGUUGGAGCCACCUCUAUCCGGAAGAGUCUUUGCACUCACUCAAGGUUUCUGA